Schistosoma guineensis is the source of this 420-nucleotide messenger RNA. Lineage: Eukaryota; Metazoa; Platyhelminthes; Trematoda; Strigeidida; Schistosomatidae. The record is from the annotation of a GenBank genome assembly.
AUGACAUCUAUAUGUGAUUGUACAAGUUUACAUUUUACUCAAAAUGAUAAAUUUCUAGUAGAUAAAACAGAUUCAUCAUUCAAUUUAAUCACUGAUUGGGAAGGUUCUGCUAUUUUAAGACAUGGUUCAAUGAUACAAUUUGGUUGUUAUAAAUUUAUAUUUAGUUUAGUCAAUCAUUCUUUACCUUCCCAUCCAUCAUCAACAUCAUCCUCGGCGUCAACAUGGAUGACAAUGAAUCAUAGUUCAACACAGUCUUCUUCUUCGCAUGAAUCACCAGUACUACUUACAGAUUCUUUAUCAGUAGUAACAAAAGAUUUUUUAAAAUUAUCAUCGAUUCUCAAAUAUGUGUCAAACAGUCUACAAAUAUUGGUUAAGAAAGACACAAGGCCAACACCAACUAGUCUGCGUUUAUCAACAUGA